Molecule: messenger RNA, 819 nt
Organism: Daldinia loculata
Lineage: Eukaryota; Fungi; Ascomycota; Sordariomycetes; Xylariales; Hypoxylaceae
Product: putative ribosome biogenesis protein nop10
Exons: 2
Coding region: 224-427 (67 amino acids)
Biological process (GO): positive regulation of telomerase RNA localization to Cajal body; rRNA pseudouridine synthesis; snRNA pseudouridine synthesis
Cellular component (GO): box H/ACA snoRNP complex; box H/ACA telomerase RNP complex
Molecular function (GO): box H/ACA snoRNA binding; telomerase RNA binding
Source: RefSeq, a predicted model, not a curated record
UCUCAACUCUCAACCAGAUUCCAAAAUACGACGACCACUCCGAAUAACAGCACACGCAACAUACCGACAUAGGUAUUUUAUACAUUCGCAACAACUAUAACCGGUAGAACACCUUGCUAUACUUUAUCCAAAGCGCAAGCGAUCUUGCCUAUCCAUUUCAAGGGCCGAACGGAUCGAAUAAAUCCGUAAAGACGAAAAGGAAAGAAAAUACACAACCGUCAAGAUGCAUCUCAUGUACACCAUGGACGAGAGCGGCAAGCGCAUCUACACCCUGAAGAAGGUCCUGAACGGCGAGGUCACCAAGUCGGCGCACCCGGCACGAUUCUCUCCCGACGACAAGUGGUCGCGCCAGCGCGUCACCCUCAAGAGGCGCUUCGGCCUGCUAUUGACACAGCAGAAGAACAAGGUUGCUGAGAACUCGCGGUGAAGCACUGUACACCCCCUAUAGUGAUGUGAAUAAAAUAUCAAAAUCGGCAAACUGAGAUCUAAAAGAUUUGGUUCGGCUAUUCGAGGUUGCAAAUAUAGUCCUGCAUCGGACUGGCGUUCAUGGCGUGUGAUUCGGAAAGAAAGGCAAUCGACUUUCGGGAUUAUGGACUACCUACGACAAGCCAUCUGCCCGAUGCCGUCCUGCGUAUGGGUAGCUGGGCCUUGCAAAUUCUAUUAUACCAGUUGGUGUUCUCAAUAUGGAGUCUUAACUCAAUUUCUUCGUAUUUGAUGGAUAUUUGGAGGUGUGUGAAUGAAUACGGUAACCUAACCUACGCCAGCAAGGACACCAGAUACGAUAGUCAAGCAAUCUUGUCUUAAUGAACUGUUUUAGCA